Messenger RNA from Alosa sapidissima (American shad), 3771 nucleotides. It is a transcript of the gene prss12, whose product is annotated as serine protease 12. The record is from RefSeq and is a predicted model, not a curated record. Gene Ontology annotation, biological process: proteolysis. Gene Ontology annotation, cellular component: membrane. The transcript is spliced from 13 exons. NCBI's taxonomy places the organism in Eukaryota, Metazoa, Chordata, Actinopteri, Clupeiformes, Clupeidae. Gene Ontology annotation, molecular function: serine-type endopeptidase activity. Bases 225 to 2717 code for a protein of 830 amino acids.
GCGCGCGCUUCAGAGAAACUUUGGUCUCACGGGACAUGAUCAGCUUGCAUGAGACGUAUCGCCCCGGGCUACCCGGGGGCUUUCUCCAUUGAUCUUCUACGCCGCCAAGCGGACAACAAUACUGUUCACGCUCCAUUUGGUUUAAUAUACAGACAUAAGGGAAGUCGCGGGAUUCCGCCACUGUGUGUGUGCUCCAACUGGCAUCUGCAAGGGAUGGCCACCGGAUGAUGAAGUGGGCUAACAUGAAUCCCCGGUUUGUCGCCGCUGUCUAUUCGCUGUUUACUUUCUCCAUAUUGGGAUCUCUGUGCAGCGACGCUUCCUCGUUUAUCCAGCCGUUCAAUGACUGCAUUCACAGCAGAGGGAAGACCGGAUUCUACCAGGGCUCCGUGGAUGUUACCGAGUCUGGAGGAAAAUGCAUGAACUGGAGCGAGGUACCCGGAGUUAUCAGUCGGUAUCCGGGCAAAGGUCUUGGGGACCACACUUUCUGCCGGAACCCAGACGGCAGAAUCCGACCAUGGUGCUUCUUCAGAAACGACAGAGGAAGAAUAGACUGGGGCUACUGCGAUUGUAAACAAGGCUCAGUGCGUCUGCAGGGAGGCAGGUCUCGUCUGGAGGGUGCAGUGGAGGUGUAUCUGAAUGGAGUGUGGGGUUCCAUCUGCAGCAACAGCUGGGAUGACCGGGAUGCAUCCGUGGUCUGCAAACAGCUGGGCCAGGGCUUGAAGGGGAUGGCACGAGCGAGUGCUCUCUCACGGCUGGGCUUCUCCGCGGUGCACUGGCAGGUGGUGGAAUGUUCCGGAGAGGAAGGGGAUCUUCUGGAGUGCCCAAAGACCGUGUGGAACGGCGGCCAGUGCGGUCAGAAACAGGCUGCAGCGGUCACCUGCAGACCACAGGAGGAGGAUUCCGGGUUUGUGCCCGUGCGUUUGUCUGGCGACAGCUCCCCGUAUGAGGGUCGAGUGGAGGUGUACCACGCCGGGCAGUGGGGCACAGUAUGUGAUGACCAGUGGGACGAUAGCGAUGCAGAAGUGGUGUGCAGACAACUGGGCCUUGGAGGUAUGGCUCGGGCGUGGGUGGGGGCGCACUUUGGGCCAGGCUCUGGGUCCGUGGUGCUGGAUGAGGUGCGCUGUACGGGGAACGAGCUCUCCAUCGAGCAGUGUCCCAAAAACGCCUGGGGGGAGCACAACUGUGCCCACAGUGAAGACGCCGGGGUGUCCUGCACCCCACCCACAGAUGGCUCAGUGCGUCUGGUGGGAGGUGUGGGAGGCUUCGAGGGCCGGCUGGAGGUGCAUUAUGGGGGCAAGUGGGGCACGGUUUGUGAUGACGGCUGGACUGACACAAACUCACAGGUGGUCUGCAGGCAACUAGGCUACAGGUCUGGAGAGAGCGUGUCGUCGGCGAGGUUCGGUGCGUCUGCAGGAGUCAUUCUGCUGGACGACGUGAGCUGCUCAGGGAAGGAGCCGGCCCUGGGUCACUGCACCAAGAGGGAGUGGCUCAGACACGACUGCACGCACACAGAGGACGUGGCCAUCAGCUGUAACCCAGAGCGCACGGGACCUGGAGUGCCCACCAGUUUGCCAAUUCGUCUGGUCGGUGGUGAGAAUGUGUAUGAGGGGCGGGUGGAGAUCUUGGUGGGCAGCCAGUGGGGAACCAUCUGUGAUGACGGCUGGACAGACAGAGACGCUGAGGUGGUGUGCAGGCAACUUGGGCACAGUGGUCUGGCUAAGGCUCGCACCAUGGCAUACUUUGGUGAAGGCGAAGGCCCCAUCCAUGUGGACAACAUCAAAUGUACGGGGGUGGAGAGAUCUCUGGCUGACUGCAUCAAGCAGCCCUUUGGCAUGCACAACUGUCGCCACAGCGAAGAUGCUGGAGUUAUCUGUAACUAUGGGCAACCGCAUGAGGGAGUGCUGUCGGAGGUGAAGGAGUCUGCAGCUGCAGUGUGUGGUCUCCGGCCAGCCCAUACGCGCCAGAAGAGGAUCAUUGGAGGCCAGAACUCCUUAAGGGGGGGCUGGCCGUGGCAGGCUGCUAUCCGUUUGCGUGGCUCUCAGUCAGAUGGACGCCUCGUCUGUGGAGCUACUCUCAUCAACAGCUGCUGGGCGCUGACCGCUGCACACUGUUUUAAGAGGUAUGGAAACAGCAGCAGGCUGUAUAAGGUGCGUGUUGGGGACUAUCACACGCUGGUGCCUGAAGAGUUUGAAGAAGAGUACGCCGUGGACAAGAUCGUCCUGCACGGCCGCUACCGCUCCCACGGCAACGACUAUGACCUGGCGCUGGUGCGGAUGUCUGGCCGGGGGGGCGGAGCCUGCGUGUCACUCAGCCACCGUGUGCUGCCCGUGUGCCUGCCCGCGCGGAGAGAGAAGGCGCCCAGGGGGUCCGGCACGUGUUACAUCACCGGCUGGGGAGACACAGGUCGGGCGUACUCCAAGACCCUGCAGCAGGCAGCCAUCUCGGUGCUCGGUAAGCAUGAGUGUGAGCUCCACUUCGCCGGAACCUUCAACAAACGAAUGCUGUGUGCCGGGGCCUCGCCCGAUGAACAUCGCCGCGUGGACAGUUGCCGUGGAGAUAGCGGAGGGCCACUGGUGUGCGAGCGGCCAGCAGGGGGAGGAUGGGUCAUCUACGGCGUGACAUCGUGGGGUCACGCAUGCCGUCUCCACGACUCGCCCGGUGUCUACACCAAAGUCUCCGCCUUCCUGCCCUGGAUCAAGAAGGUCACUGGCCAGUAGGACGGUCCGGAGACCACAGGCCACACCAGGCCAAUGAGACACUUUUCUGUCCAUCGUUCAGAUGCCCUGAUGUCUCAGUGAUAUGUUUGUCUGAUACAGUGACCUAUUUGAGUAGAAAUGUGUGUAUGUGUAUGGUGUGUGUGUGUGUGUGUGUGUGUGUGUAUUGCAGUGAUGCCUGUCACUGAUACGUGUCUUUUAGCACUUCCUGGUUGUAAGGGACCACAAGGGCUUCAUGGCAGAUGACCCACUCCCUCCCUUAUUGUACCUCGGCCAGCAUCCCUGACCUCUCGGACGAGGACGAGGUCUCAGAGGUGCAGCACACACUUGACAGGGUAGCGGCGGUCCUGAAGCUUAGCCUUACGUACAUGUUCUAGACGUCUUCAGUCAGACUAAACUGGAGAGUUCUCUCCACAGCACUAAAAGCCACUAAGUACACAAACAAAGACAGUCUUAAUGCUUACAAAGUCAAACAAUUGCACUAAAAGCCUCAGUGUCUGACCAGUAACGUCUCCAGCUAGUGGGACAUUGACCUUAGAACAUUGUAAUAACUGGAUACCUCUCUUAUGAAGCUUCAUUAACCCGGAAUUAAAAUGUGUUUGUUAUCAUGUGUAAUGUGUAGAACUACCUGUAUUAUUUUGUAAUGAAUUGAGUUUUUCCAUCUAGCCUGUCCUAGACAUACAGUAGGAUGUUUAUUCUUAGACAUGUCAAAUAUGUUCACCUCCAUAGCGUUUCCUCCAUGGCGUUUCCAUAAACUGUCGCCAAACCAGUGGCUUUUUCAUUUACAAGUGGAGCAGUGCGUCCCACUGAGCUUCACCUCCCCCUGUAAUAAGUAAUAAAGGUAAUUUCCUUUAUAAAUCUUUAUAAGUCUGUCUUAUACAAGUGGACAUCUUUUCCCACUGAGAUGCAAUGGAAAUGGUUUAAGUUGACUAUAAUUAUAACACAUCUCUGUUGUAAGCUAUAUGUCUGAGCAUGGAAGGGAGUGAAGAAGAGUUCACCUCCACCACCAUGACCUGUUUUGUAUCUGGUGAUAUGUUAUCCUGGAUCUGUUUUCCUG